UAAAAAACAAAAGCAAAAGCCACAACGGAGAAUGAAAAUAUCGGAUCUCGCCCAUUUCUUCAAAAGCAACCCUCGAGAGUGAGAGAUUUGGCGCAGUGGUGUCAACGACUGGCGACCGAGGGAAGAAUCGGAAACAACGAGGCUUUCGGAGAAGCGACGACGGUCGAUCGGCACGAUCCGAGGCAGCGAUGAUCCGCAAGGCCGUCGUCGCGUUCCUCGCCCUCGCCAUCAUCCUUCUCGGCUUUUCCAUCACCCACAAGGAGGAUAAACUUAAGGUGGAAAAAGAGCCUGAAAAAACUCAUAGAGUUUUCUUGGAUGUCGAUAUUGAUGGCCAACAUUUAGGUAGGAUUGUCAUUGGACUAUAUGGAGAGGUGGUGCCAAAAACUGUUGAAAAUUUUAGAGCUCUCUGCACAGCAGGUGAAAAGAGCAAUGGGACUGGUGGAAGAAAUCUUCACUAUAAGGGAACAAAAUUUCAUCGUAUAGUUUCUGGUUUUGUGAUACAAGGUGGUGAUAUCACUAAUGGUGAUGGUAGGGGCAGUGAAUCUAUAUAUGGUGGUACCUUUCCUGAUGAGAACUUCGUCAUAAAGCAUUCACAAGCAGGUAUAGUUUCUAUGGUGAACUCAGGGCCUGAUUCCAAUGGAUCCCAGUUCUUUAUAACCACAGUUAAGGCAAGCUGGUUAGAUGGGGAGCACGUUGCCUUUGGUAGGGUUAUUCAGGGCAUGGAUACCGUCUUUGCCAUCGAGGGAGGAGCUGGAACAUAUAAUGGGAAGCCAAGAAAGAAAGUCAUCAUCGUUGAUUCAGGAGAGAUACCAAAUGACCAGUUGGAUGCAGAAAAAUGAGCCAUUAGAUGCUAUCGCUUCUAGAUUGAUGAGUUCGCGCCAUCCAUUCGCGGUUGAUACAAAAAUGACAACCUUAUUGCAUUUUGGUGCAUUUAUGGUACUAGCAGCUAGGAGUUUGAAAGAGCUGGUAUUCUCUACGACAAUAUCUCGUGUACAUUAGCCUAGUAAAUUUCUUGGAUCAUAUGUGAUAGACAUUACCAGUUUACAAGAGG
Messenger RNA from Musa acuminata subsp. malaccensis (wild Malaysian banana), 1051 nucleotides. RefSeq names its product peptidyl-prolyl cis-trans isomerase CYP21-1. Gene Ontology annotation, cellular component: intracellular membrane-bounded organelle. Gene Ontology annotation, biological process: protein peptidyl-prolyl isomerization; protein folding. NCBI's taxonomy places the organism in Eukaryota, Viridiplantae, Streptophyta, Magnoliopsida, Zingiberales, Musaceae. Gene Ontology annotation, molecular function: peptidyl-prolyl cis-trans isomerase activity. The record is from RefSeq and is a predicted model, not a curated record.